AGCCACGAAAGAAGUGAAGCAAUGAAAAGCUUCAAUAGGCAGGAAAGUCCCCGCCCAGGAAAUCUAAUACUACAUCCCUUCUUCUGAAAAGUUUUGCUUUAGCAGAGGCUGCCGGGGAGUGGACCCGUCUUGAUCCCAGAACCAUGUACACAGCAAUCCCCAAAAGUGGCUCGCCCUUCGAUGCUUCGGUAAAGGAGCCAGGCCUCCACAUCUGGCGAGUGGAGAAGAUGAAGCCUGUGUCGGUACCAGAAGAGAUGAAAGGCAUCUUCUAUUCCGGGGAUUCUUACCUGGUUCUUCACAAUGGGCCUGAUGAGCAGUCCAGUGUGCACAUCUGGAUUGGCCAGAACUCCUCCCGAGAUGAGCAGGGAGCCUGUGCUCUGCUCUCCACCAACCUCAACUUCUUCCUGAAAGAAAAGCCUAUCCAGUACCGGGAGGUGCAGGGCAAUGAGUCCGACAUUUUCAUGGAGUACUUCCCCCACGGCAUCAAAUACCAGGAAGGAGGUGUGGAAUCUGCCUUUAACAGAACCCAGGCCAGCCAGCAACCCAGUCCUAUUCGCAAACUCUACCAGGUGAAGGGGAAAAAGAAUAUCCGGGCCACUGAAAAAGAAUUGAGCUGGGCUAGUUUUAACACCGGCGACUGCUUUAUCCUGGAUCUAGGAGAGAACAUCUUCACUUGGUGUGGCGGCAAAUCCAACAUCUUAGAGCGCAACAAAGCCAGGGAUUUAGCAACGGCAAUUCGGGAUAGCGAGAGGAAGGGGAAAGCCAAAGUGGAGAUAAUUGCAGAUGGCGAAGAGCCGGCUGAGAUGAUAGCGGUCCUGGGUCCUAAACCAGCUCUGAAAGAGGGCAGUCCAGAGGAAGAUGUCAUGGCUGAUCGGAAAAAUGCAGUUGCCGCUGUACUUUAUAAGGUAUCGGACAUGACGGGGAAAAUGAGCCUGACAAAGGUCUCGGAGUCCAGUCCAUUCCGCCAGGACCAGCUCAUUACUGAUGAUUGUUUCAUCCUGGACAACGGGCUAUGUGGGAAAAUCUACGUUUGGAAAGGGCUCCGAGCAAAUGAGCAGGAACAACAGGCAGCCCUGAAGGUAGCUGAGGACUUCAUCACUCAGAUGAAGUAUCCCCUGAACACACAGGUGGAAAUCUUGCCCCAAGGCCGCGAAAGCCCUCUCUUCAAACAAUUUUUUGUAAACUGGAAGUGAAACCGAGUCGACAUCCUGAGCUGGCGAUACUCCGUGCAUGUGCCUUACUUACCCUGUUAUCGACCAUUAUGCCUUAUUAAAACGGAGCCACAGUGGCCUAACAUUCUU
Messenger RNA from Lacerta agilis (Sand lizard), 1301 nucleotides. RefSeq names its product capping actin protein, gelsolin like (gene CAPG). NCBI's taxonomy places the organism in Eukaryota, Metazoa, Chordata, Lepidosauria, Squamata, Lacertidae. Bases 144 to 1193 code for a protein of 349 amino acids. Gene Ontology annotation, molecular function: actin filament binding; phosphatidylinositol-4,5-bisphosphate binding. The record is from RefSeq and is a predicted model, not a curated record. The transcript has 10 exons. Gene Ontology annotation, cellular component: cytoplasm; actin cytoskeleton. Gene Ontology annotation, biological process: barbed-end actin filament capping; actin polymerization or depolymerization; actin filament severing.